UAUUGAUAGGCUUGAACGUGUACAACCUAAAGAUUGCAAUUCUCAUAUUUUGAUGGUAGUAUGAAGCCUUUUCUUUUUUUGCUUGUUUUCUUUUCUUUUUUUAUGUUUUUAUGUUCUUUUUAGGAAGACAAUGAUAAUUAUUUAAGAUAUAUCGCUUGGAACUAUGUUGCGUGUUCAAGUGAACAAACUCAAGCAAAAUGUCUUCAGACAAUUUGCAUUUGAUCGUAGCAGCAACUCAUCAUUGUUGUAUUUACAAGCUGCUAGAGCUUCUACAUCUGUAAAGCAAAAAAAACAAACGAAAAGCAAGAUAAAGAAAUUGCUGAUUGCUAACAGAGGUGAGAUUGCUGUCAGAAUUGCCCGUGCUGGAACUGAAGCAGGCAUUCGAACUGUUGCUAUUUAUAGCGAACAAGAUGCAAAACAAAUACACAGACAGAAAGCAGAUGAAGCUUAUUUAAUUGGAAAAGGAAUGCCACCAGUUGCUGCCUAUUUAAAUAUACCUGAGAUAAUUCGUCUUUCCAAAGAGCAUGAUGUAGAUGCUAUUCACCCAGGUUACGGCUUCUUAUCUGAACGCUCGGAUUUUGCUAGAGCUUGUGUCAAAAAUGGAAUAAAAUUCAUUGGACCCAGCCCAGAAAUAAUUCAUCUUAUGGGGGAUAAAAUAGAAGCUCGAAAGACUGCUAUUGCAAAUAAUGUACCUGUGAUACCUGGAACUGAAACACCUGUUAAGUCUCUUAAAGAGGUGAAAGAAUUUUGUGAACAGUUUGGUUAUCCGAUUAUGUUGAAAGCUGCUUAUGGUGGUGGUGGAAGAGGAAUGCGUGUUGUAAAAGAAGAGAGUGAAGUACAGAAAAUGUACGAAUUAGCAACUUCAGAGGCUACUGCUGCUUUUGGAGAUGGAUCAAUGUUUAUCGAAAGGUUUAUAGAAAAACCAAGACAUAUUGAAGUUCAAGUACUAGGUGACCACUAUGGUAAUGUGGUGCACUUUUUUGAAAGGGACUGCUCUGUACAAAGAAGACAUCAGAAAGUAAUUGAGAUCGCACCGGCACCUUUAUUAGAUCCUGAAAUUAGAAAAAAAUUAACAGAUUGUGCAAUACGUUUAUGCACAGCAGUUGGCUAUCAAAAUGCUGGGACUGUUGAAUUCUUACUUGAAGAUAGUGGCGAAUUCUAUUUUAUUGAAGUUAAUGCACGCUUACAAGUUGAACAUACUGUCUCAGAAGAGAUCACAGGUGUUGAUCUUGUCCGUGCGCAAAUUGGUGUUGCUGAAGGAAACUCCUUGGAAGAAUUGAAUCUGACACAAGAUAAAAUUAAAGCUCAAGGGUUUGCUAUUCAAGCGAGAAUUACAACUGAAGAUCCUACAAAUGACUUUGUGCCUGAUACUGGCAGAAUUGAGGUGUUCAGAAGUGGAGAGGGUAUGGGCAUACGCCUUGACAGUGCAUCAACAUUUUCUGGAGCUGUCAUAUCUCCACAUUAUGAUUCUUUGCUGAUAAAAGUCAUUGCUCAUGGAAAUGAUAAUAAAGAUGCCGCGAAUAAAUUAGUUAGAGCACUUAAAGAGUUUCGUAUACGAGGGGUUAAGACAAAUAUACCAUUUGUAUUGAACGUUUUGCAACAUAAAGAAUAUCUCGAUGGCUUCGUUCACACGGACUUCAUAUUUAGAAACCCAGAGCUAUUGAAUAUUCGCCCUACUCAAAACAGAGCGCAGAAAUUACUUCAUUAUUUAAGUGAAGUAAUUGUAAAUGGACCAUGCACUCCUUUAGCAACCAAUGCAAAGCCAGCAAAGAUUGUUCCUCAAGUGCCAGAGGUUAAAAAAAUUCCAGGACCAAUAAGUCGUCCAACUGGUUUUCGUGAUAUUUUAUUGACAUCUGGACCUGAAGGGCUUGCAAAAGCAGCAAGACGAGAAGGAAAUCUACUUUUAACUGAUACAACAUUCCGUGAUGCACAUCAAUCCCUUUUAGCUACUCGUGUCCGAACAUAUGAUUUACUUCGCAUCUCACCAUUUGUUUCCAAUAAUUUUGCAAACCUGUUCAGUUUAGAAUGCUGGGGAGGCGCAACAUUUGAUGUAGCCCUGAGGUUUUUGAAGGAAUGUCCCUGGGAUCGAUUAGAAAAAAUGCGAGAGCUUAUACCAAAUAUUCCUUUCCAAAUGUUACUGCGAGGUGCUAAUGGUGUGGGCUAUAAAAACUAUCCAGAUAAUGCUGUCUUCGAAUUUUGUAAGCUGGCUCAGAAAUCUGGAAUGGAUAUCUUUCGUGUUUUUGAUGCUUUGAACUACCUACCUAAUCUCCAGCUUGGUAUUGAUGCUGUGGGGGAGGCAGGUGGUGUUGUCGAAGCUGCAAUCUGCUACACUGGUGACGUAGCUGACCCAACCAAAACAAAAUACAGCAUAGAUUAUUAUAUGAAUUUAGUCGCAGAACUUGUAAAAUGUGGAACACAUAUUUUAUGCAUCAAGGACAUGGCGGGUCUUCUAAAACCUCAAGCAGCUAACAUUUUAAUUGGUUCAUUACGGGCACAGUAUCCUAAACUACCUAUUCAUGUUCACACUCACGAUACUGCAAUGGCAGGAGUUGCAUCGAUGUUAGCGUGUGCAGAGGCCGGUGCGGAUGUAGUCGAUUGCGCUGUUGAUUCUAUGUCUGGGAUGACGUCACAGCCUAGUAUGGGAGCGCUAGUUGCGAGUCUUCAAGGAACAGAAUAUGACACCGGUAUUUCACUUGACAGCGUAUCACAAUACAGUUCAUACUGGGAGCAAACUAGAUGUUUGUACGCUCCGUUUGAAUGCACAACAACAAUGAAAAGCGGAAAUGCUGAUGUGUACGAAAAUGAGAUACCUGGUGGCCAAUACACCAACUUGCAGUUUCAAGCAUUUAGUUUAGGGUUGAGCGAUCAAUUUCCCGAGGUCAAAAGAAAGUAUACCAUAGCAAACCAGCUUCUUGGUGAUUUGGUGAAGGUGACACCUACAUCUAAAGUAGUCGGCGAUUUAGCUCAAUUCAUGGUUCAAAACAAACUGGAGGCUUCCGAUGUUGAGAACAGAGCUGACGAGUUGGAUUUCCCUUCUUCAGUUGUAGAAUUCAUGCAAGGUCAACUUGGACAGCCAUAUGGAGGCUUUCCUGAACCGCUCAGGACGAAGAUGUUGAAAGGAAAAGAGAAGUAUGACGGACGUGUUGGCGAAUCUCUUCCUCCUGUUGAUUUCGAAGCGAUGCGUGAUGAGUUAGUCAAACGUUACGGGGAAGUCAUCACAGAUAGAGAUGUAAUGAGUUAUUGCAUGUAUCCUGACGUAUUUCACGAGUUUGCUCAAUUCCGGGAGGAAUUUGGUCCGGUUGAUGGCCUUCCAACGCGACUGUUCUUCGCUGGCUCCGAUUUAGGAGAAGAAUUUGAAGUGGAACUCGAAACUGGAAAGACAUUGCACCUCAAGAUUAUUGCACUUGGCGAUGUCGAUAAAGACGGUAAACGAGAAGUGUUUUGUGAAGUGAAUGGUCAACUGCGUACAUUUUUGGUGGAUGAUAAGAAAGAAGUUGGGAAUGUGGAACGUAAUCCUAAAGCAGUGAAAGGUGUCAAAGGAUCAAUUGGUGCUCCUAUGCCAGGAAAAGUAAUCGGAGUACGUGUGGAGGAGGGUCAGACUGUUAAGAAAGGCGAUCCGGUUGCUGUUUUAAGUGCCAUGAAGAUGGAGACGAAUGUGACGUCACCUAUUGAUGGUGUUGUUUCGUCAAUAUCUGUCACGACCGGUAUGACGUUGGCUGCUGGUGACUUAAUCGUGACAGUGGAACCAUGAACGAUACAAAAAUGACAGAAUUAUUUUUUCAUUAUUUUUUGUUAGUGUUGUGUGACAUUAUAUCUCGUGUAGUUUUUGUAUGUUUUGUGUAGGUUCGGUUCAUUAUUACUCAUCUUAGAAAUUAUAAUAACAUUCAAAAAAAAUGUAUAUGAUUGUUUAGGUGGAACAGGUUUUAAAACCCC
Messenger RNA from Hydractinia symbiolongicarpus, 3933 nucleotides. Its product is annotated as pyruvate carboxylase, mitochondrial-like. The transcript has 16 exons. Gene Ontology annotation, molecular function: ATP binding; metal ion binding; pyruvate carboxylase activity. The coding region runs from base 164 to 3751 and encodes 1195 amino acids. Lineage: Eukaryota; Metazoa; Cnidaria; Hydrozoa; Anthoathecata; Hydractiniidae. Gene Ontology annotation, cellular component: cytoplasm. Gene Ontology annotation, biological process: gluconeogenesis; pyruvate metabolic process. The record is from RefSeq and is a predicted model, not a curated record.